Molecule: messenger RNA, 1845 nt
Organism: Synchytrium microbalum
Lineage: Eukaryota; Fungi; Chytridiomycota; Chytridiomycetes; Synchytriales; Synchytriaceae
Product: beta-glucuronidase
Exons: 7
Coding region: 1-1845 (614 amino acids)
Source: RefSeq, a predicted model, not a curated record
AUGAUCAAAUCAUGGAUCAUACUCGCUGCAAUAGCAUCACAAGCAGCUCAUGCUGUAAAUUACAUAUCGCUGGCUUCAGUCAAGGAUACGACCUACCAGAUAUCCGUGUUAAAUACCAAUGGAUCGCUGCCAAAAACAAACACAUUAGCUCCACAGGGAUUUGUUGGCUUUUCUUUGGAGUGGCAGUUGGUGAAUAAGAGCUUAGUGAUCUCUCUUGGUGAAGUAUUUCUAACGCCAUUCAUUAUCGUCUACUAUUACUAUGAACCAUCAUCAGGCAACGUAAACACAACAACAAGCCUCACAGACAUAAACCCAACAAUCGCAAACUUGUAUAAAGUCUUACAACCGAGAGCUAAACAGCUAUCAGGCGAAUCUCGGCCUCUGUUACGUAUCGGAGGCAAUUCAGCUACCAAACUGGGAUGGGGACAAUCUGCAUUCGCACAACCACAGCCAUUUGGAGCACCACUGGGAGUCACGAUAUAUCCUGGUGAUCUUCAGCUGUUGAAUCAGUUUGCGACAGAGACUGGAUAUGGACUUAUUCUGGAUGUGUCAAUGUUGGACAAAACUCCAGAUCGCAUGCUAGAAUUUGUAAAGGAUGGAAUCAUGACUUAUAUUGAUCCACGGAAUCUGUGGUCUGUGCAAUUGGGUAAUGAGCCAGAUAACUGGGUAAUCAUCUACUACCGGCCGGCAGGCUGGCAAUUCAAUCCAGACUAUCUCUCAGAAUACAAGAAUUACUCUUCAGCUAUAUCAUCCCUCAUGUCUACAUACACGGAUAGCAAUACCUUCGCAGGAGGAUUUGGUGGCAUGCAAGUUUACCUGCCACAAUGGAUUGGAUAUCUACCGCAGUUUGUGAAUUCUGAACCGACAGGAUUGGUUGGUUCUUUAGCCUUCCAUAGGUAUCCAUUAACGAACUGUGCUUCAGACCCAGCUGGAAGGCAGGCGGCUACUAUACAAGGCGUACUCAAUGACCCGGGAGAAAACGGACUGGAUCUAUUCAAUCCAGUCGUCGCAGCUGCAAAGAAAGCAGGGAUACCAGCAUAUUGCGGUGAAUGUGGUGUGGCCUCGUGUAGUGGACUCUCUGGAGUAUCUGAUACCUAUGCGACUGCUCUAUGGGGAGUUGACAUGUUGCUUGAUUUUGCAUUGCGUGGAAUUUCCAAAGUGCUGAUUGCAGAUCCACGUGGUGCAAGUAACGCUAUAGCUACGAAUGUUGCACCUAAUGGGCCAUUCAUAUAUGAUACGACGAUUAUGCAGCUUCAAGUUCGGCCAUUGUUUUAUGCUAUGGUCCUAGUAUCAGACCUCCUCUCAAGCGUAACCUCCACCGUCUUCCGCCCAAUAUCAUUCACACAGUCCACGCCGCUAAACAUGCGGGCAUUCGCAAUCUACGACUCGACAAACACGAGCGUCACGACCAUCAUCAUAAACAAGGACAUGAACGCCCCAGCCACCAUAUCAGUCACACUAUCACUCGGCAUAUCGUCCAAUACAACAGCACCACCACCUCCAGCAACGAUAACACGCCUACGAGGACCCAGCGCAGCAUCCACAGACGGAGUCACACUGGCAAACCAGACGUUUGAUGGGAGUGAUCAUGGGUAUAUAUAUGGGAACAAGGUUGUGCAGAGUGUGGUGGCGAAUGCUGAUGGGACGUAUACCGUGACUGUGGAUAAAUUGAGUGUUGUGGUUGUAAAGGUCGCGGUGCCGAGUAAUGUGGUGCCGCCGUCCAGUGCCGGUGGGUCUACUAAUGUAAAGUCGUCGGCGGGUGUUAUUAGAGCUCAUGUUGGACGUGCCUCAUCAUAUAUAAUCAUCAGUUUCUUGUUUAUCGGUAUUGUUGGAAUUUUGGUUUGA